Molecule: messenger RNA, 982 nt
Organism: Bolinopsis microptera
Lineage: Eukaryota; Metazoa; Ctenophora; Tentaculata; Lobata; Bolinopsidae
Exons: 1
Biological process (GO): G protein-coupled receptor signaling pathway
Cellular component (GO): membrane
Molecular function (GO): G protein-coupled receptor activity
Source: RefSeq, a predicted model, not a curated record
AUUAAAGGAUUAUUAUGGCCCUACAAAAAGUCGGCAACUGUACAACUCUUUCUUCAAAACAGUAAAUCUCUGUCAACGGAAUGGCUGAAAUAUGUAACCGAAAAUUUAGGAUUUAGGAACAAGAUUUAUGUUACGGGCACCUCAAAUGGCAGGGAUAUUUACCACAAGGAAUACAGCGACGUUUUAAGAAGCCUCAACGGCAGCGACGACACUGUCAUCUAUCCUCUUUCAGCUCUAAUUAACACUCAGCUAUCUCAUCUUAACAACGAUCUGGCUUACCCAUGGGAAGAGCAGGGUCAUGAGCUGGACGAACUAUAUCGAAAAAGCCAACUUUUACGAGAUGAGGAUGGUUGUGCCGAUGGCUGCCAAACAACCAGCUGGACACCCCAUGUGGUUGCAGGAACUAAAAUCAUAGUCAGAGCGUUACAAGACAACUUGGAGAACAACCCUGAGUCUUCAAACUGCUCAUCGGUGACAGAAUUUCGUAGGCGGAUCUUCGAAACGAUCGUCAACGAAACAAGAGAGGUUGAAGUGGAACUGGAUAAAAAUGUCACUCUGAAAGUUAGCUUUAAAGGAAGGACAAUAUCGUCGCCCACUAAACUAGGAAUCUACAGGAGCAAGACAAACGAUUACCAUAUUCUUGGGGAGGUAUCUCCAGAGUUGUUAAAGGUAACCAAUUAUCCUCUUUUCCAAAAUAUCUCGCAUUAUGAGAAGAGAUGUUCAGUGGACUGUCUUCCAGGAACUUACAGCUUCUACAAGACCGUGGCCGAUCUUACCAUUCUCCCUUGCUGCUGGGAAUGUAAAAGAUGUUCACCCAAUCAAUUUUCCAACCAAACUAAUCAACACAGAUGCCACAAAUGUGAAGCAACGAAACAACAAAUGAAGAUAGAGCUGGGUGUCGGGAUGUGAAAGUUAUCUACAUAAAACCAACCUCUGGUAUUUUUAUGGGUGGACUAACGCUCGCAAUAAUUGGGAUAGUCUU